Messenger RNA from Amyelois transitella, 3451 nucleotides. RefSeq lists its product as uncharacterized. Gene Ontology annotation, cellular component: extracellular matrix. The coding region runs from base 152 to 2224 and encodes 690 amino acids. Lineage: Eukaryota; Metazoa; Arthropoda; Insecta; Lepidoptera; Pyralidae. The transcript has 3 exons. The record is from RefSeq and is a predicted model, not a curated record. Gene Ontology annotation, molecular function: enzyme regulator activity; calcium ion binding; protein binding.
CGCCGAGCUUCUAGACUUCACUUAUUGUUGAACUUCCAAAAACUUGGAGUUUAUUUAUUGAAUAAUUAAUUGAAUUAAAUACAAUUUGGGUCAUUGCAAUAGCGAUUUUAAAGCAAUUAUUGACAUUAAUAAAAUUAAAUGAUAAGUGGACAUGGCUGGAACACAAAUAGUUAAACAUGGUAUAUUUCCAAAACCAAGUGUUAAAAUUCCGACGGCGGUAAGACAAGCAUCAUGCAGUCGCGGUUGGCUCCGCAUAUUGGUGCAGUAUACCUUCGGGGCGAUCACAGUGGCCAGUUUCAUCAUGAUUGUCAUGAUUUCAAUGAGGUCAGAUACCAAGGAACAUCGUAAAAAUGAAGUUUCCAGCUGCAGUCUACAGAACUGCAGGAUUAUUUGCAAUGACACCGUUCCGUCGUUGUAUGAAGAUGUUUUGUCAAUAGUUUCGGAAUCAGAAGUACUUUGCACAAGGUUAGCUUUGACUUUUGUGAAUCCAUAUUUCGAGCACGAAACAAUGCCUGCGCAAUGGCUAUCUAACUUAAGAAGUUCCAUCUACAGAUUAAACAUAAUACGAGGAAAUCUUAGAUUCAUUGCACCACAAGCCUUUAUGAGCCUUUUUGCUGGCAAUAUUGAGAUACUCGUCUUUGAAGGCAUAACUAUAUCAAAUUGGGCAGCAGAUAUGUUAGUUGGCCUUUCAAGUUUACAGAGACUAGAUAUAAAACUAUGUAAUAUAAUGAAUGUUCAAAGAAAUUCUUUGCGAGCAGUGGAUGAAACCUUGAAGGUAAUUAUGUUUACGUAUAAUGGUAAUUGGAAUCCCGUGAAUAUCUCUGGAUCUACUGAAAUGUCAGCUCUAGAAACAGUUGACUUUUCCUUUAACAUUUUCAACAGUAUAUUAUCAAACACAUCGUUUACGGGCCUUCGAAAUUGUAAAAUCUUAUAUCUCAAUUCUUGUAAUAUAACUGCUUUGGGACCAGGUGCAUUUGACUCCUUAGAUAGCAUUGAAGUAAUAUAUCUAAAUAAUAAUUUGCUAGUAACCGUUCCCGUAGGAUUAUUUGACGGUUUGAUAAAUCGUGUAAAUCCAAAGCCAAGAAUAAAUUUGCAGGAUAACCCGUGGUAUUGUGAUUGUUCGUCUUAUGACCUACGACGUUUAUACUAUAACGACUUACUCUAUUUGAUUCCAUUAUGUGAUACUCCUGAAGAACUUCAUGGUAAACCAUUUUCAGCUAUUUCAAAUAAUUGUGAAAAAACUAAUUGUUCAUAUGCAGAUAUUGUUGUAGUUGAUCUUGUUGAGGUCCCACAAGGUAAAAGUGUUAUUCAUACUUAUACGAGUGUUUGCAGUAGCGAGAUUACUUCAAAUACUAGCAUGUAUCCAAAAGAAAUGUACGGCUGUGAAGGAAACAUUAUAACUAUUGCUAUGUUGAACCAGUUAAGUAGGACUGUAAAUGAGAGGAUAAGUGAAAGCGACUGGAUUACUCCAACGUAUCUUGCUAGAAGCAACCAACACUCUAUUGUUCAAUUUAGCACUUUAUCAACAGAAGAUUAUGGCAUACUGUGGUAUAAAUCUUCAUGUCCAAAUGAAAUUCAUUGCAUGGCGUCAUUGCCAAGGUUUUUACGCAUAUAUGAUCUUUAUAUUGGUUCUGAAUAUAUAUUCUGUCCGAUCGAUUUAAAACAUGGAUAUAUUAGAGGCGAUAAAUGUGUAAACUACAACACAAUGCACUUAGAAUCAAAAUCAACAAUAAAUGUGUUUUUUAGUGUAAUUUUGUAUAUCAGUACUAUCAUGAUUUGUAUAGCAGUGGGAGCUGUAAUUGUGUAUGGUAUCAUAAGAUAUAAUCCUGUUCUGUUAAAAGGUAGUAAGCGACUAUUGUUUGUUAAACACAAAAAUGUAGACGCUUUAGUUUUACCUCCAAAAGUACCACUGCGGAAUACAUUGUCAAAUACAGAUCCCAAUUUCAACUUUACAAAAAUUAAUGUUUUAUCAGAAAAUGAAAAUAGUUUAUCGCCUAGGAAUUUUGUUAGAAUGAAGUCAACGAGAAGUGAUGUAAGCACUGUUAGUUAUAUUUCCGCAUUGCAGCCUACUGAUGAUCAGCUUGCGGAGUGGAGAGUCAAAAGACACAUUGACAAUAAUUUCACAAUAACUUCCGAUUCAGAAGUAUCAAUAUUUUCUUGGGCCAAUGAUGGAAGCAGUUCCUCAGAGUAUUACAGCAGUAUAGGUUAUGAUAGCUUAAAAUAAAGUAGUAGUGUAUAUCAUCAUGUGCAGCAAUUAACUAUGUUCGUUAAGUUGGUGUGAUGUUUACAAAUAUUUAGAUUAUAUUAUUUUCCAAUAAAGUUAUAGUAAGGUUGAUUUAGAGAAACAGCAAUGUUUUAAAUAUAGCUUAUUAUUAAACUAAAAACUAUUAAAAGAAAACUAUUAUAUGGAUACCUAUGUAAACUGUUAAAAAUAUGCUGUAAUUUGAGAAAGCAUUAGUUUGUAAUUAAUAAAUAGGUCAGUAAUAUCUAUCAGGGAAUGUUGUCUGAGUUGACUGUUAAAAGCGCAUUAAUAACAGUAUUUGAUGCGUUUAGAGUAGGUAAACUAAUUUAUUUGGAUCAUUGUGAUGAUAGUUCUCGUAGGACGGCUGUCGGAGUUCUGCGUCCAUUUCAAAAUGAAUCAAUCGUUACAGCUGCUUCUGACGCAACUCUAAACGACAUGCAUUGUCUAACCAUUGGUCGCCAGGAUUAUUUUUAGAGACAUGUUAAAACAACUGUAGGACUUCAUUUAGAUCACGCAUCAUCAUAUUUCGUGCACCACGCUAGUUAGUUCAAUGAUUUAUUUGAUUUUUAUUAAUUUGAUGAAAGUAAUAUUUAGUGUUAGGUUAUUUGAUAACGUAUAACAAUAUCACACUUUCGGUUUUAAGAGUUUAUUGGCGUCUUUCCAAUUUUUGAUGUUUAAUAAAAAUACUUAUGUUUAAAAUGAAAUGUCUAAUAAAUGUAUGAAUAUUACUGAUUUUAAAGUAAAAGUUUAUGUAAAGUAAAAGUACUCGUACAAAGGCAGUAAAUAUUUUACGUAAAAAUAAUUUGUUGGUAUUUUGUGGACUAACUAAGCUUAGCACUUUGGAAGAAUAUUAAUCUUCCAUUUCAUGUUUUUACAAUAGAGCUAACGAAAUAAUAACAUAACCAGAUUUUACUCCACCGGCGCGAAUUUUGCGCCAUCUACCAAAGGUUUGAACUAAUGUUUUCACAAGGAUAAAAGUCCUCCAGACUUAUUAUAUAAACGCAAAAUUUGAAGAAGAUUGGGCCAGUAGAUUAAGCGUUAAGAGGCAACAAUCAAACAUAUAAUCUUACAUUCGCAUUUAUAAUGUAAGUUGUGAUUGACGUGUACGAUUUUUUUUUAAGUUUAUUACUUUAUUGUGAAAUAAUGAGAGCGAUAUUUUAUCGACCUAUGAAGCGUAUUAUGCCGUGUGGUUUCCGGCAUUUUAAUAGA